Ambispora gerdemannii is the source of this 330-nucleotide messenger RNA. The record is from the annotation of a GenBank genome assembly. Lineage: Eukaryota; Fungi; Glomeromycota; Glomeromycetes; Archaeosporales; Ambisporaceae.
AUGUCAUUUCAAACCAACCAUUAUACGUUACAAUUCGCAAUUGUAUUUGCUAUGUUUCUAUUAUGGCUCAUGACAUUGAUACCAAUUCGUAUCGCACAAUCAAGAAUGCUUGGUGGCUUAGAUAAUAGGAAUCCAAGAGAACAAUAUCAAGAAUUGCCAGAAUGGGGUCAACGAGCAAUAGGCGUGAAUAACAAUACUUUUGAGGCUUUCUGUUUCCUCUCGGUGGCUGUGUUUACACAAGCAUUUUCCGAGCUAUUGGGAAAUCCACAAACGGAGAACGUAGUGCGUGCUGUUGAUGCAUUUUGUAUCAUAUUUCUUGUUUUGAGAUUG